Penicillium angulare is the source of this 183-nucleotide messenger RNA. RefSeq lists its product as uncharacterized. The transcript has a single exon. The record is from RefSeq and is a predicted model, not a curated record. Lineage: Eukaryota; Fungi; Ascomycota; Eurotiomycetes; Eurotiales; Aspergillaceae. The coding region runs from base 1 to 183 and encodes 60 amino acids.
AUGGGUGAACACGCCAAGGGAGCCUUGAAUCAGCCCUCUGAGAUUGACCUCCGUCAUUUGUACGCAAUUACUGAGGCUUGCACGGGAUUGGAUGGGGGCAAGCCCCGCUUCUAUGCCCAUCGCCUGAAUCCGGAUGAUGCAAAUCAACACGAUCAAUUCCGCGGGCGAAAUGGCUGGCCUUGA